Botrytis fragariae is the source of this 1965-nucleotide messenger RNA. RefSeq names its product putative polyketide synthase protein. Gene Ontology annotation, molecular function: oxidoreductase activity; FAD binding. Lineage: Eukaryota; Fungi; Ascomycota; Leotiomycetes; Helotiales; Sclerotiniaceae. Bases 1 to 1965 code for a protein of 654 amino acids. The record is from RefSeq and is a predicted model, not a curated record. The transcript has 5 exons.
AUGUACAUUCUUACGUUCCUGUUUGGUCUCUUUCAUCAAACUCUUGCCUUCAAUAACUUCAGUGAAGACGCAUUGGCAGCUCAUUUCAGUGAGGUUCUCUCGCCUGGGUCUCAAGUCUGGCUUCCCAGUAGUGCCAAUUACACUUCCGCAAUAACUCAAAGAUGGACAAUCUAUCCACCAGCCGAGCCUACAUAUAUUCUUGCUUUGAAGCCAGCACUGCCCUCUGAUAUUCAAAUUAUUAUUGAAUUUGCAUCAAAUCACAACAUCCCUUUUAUGGCAACAGGGGGAGGACAUGGAUAUUCGACAACACUACACAGUUGUAAGAAUGGAAUCGACAUCGAUUUAGGUUACUUCCACGAUAUCAAAAUCGACAAAGAAGCAAGCACCAUCACAAUUGGAGGAUCGGUUAAAUUCGGGGAACUCAUACAACCAUUAUUUGAUGUUGGAAAAGAGAUUCGAUUAGCAGAAUGCGUCGGUGUUGUUGGAGCAACAUUGGGUGCAGGGCUCGGACCAUAUACUGGUCUUCACGGUCUCGUAAUUGAUGCUCUGCUAGAGGUUAAAUAUGUCACCGGGACCGGCGAAUUGAUCACAGCAUCUCAAACAGAGAAUGCAGAACUUUUCUGGGGAGCCAGAGGAGCUGGUCAUCAAUUUGGUGUUGUUUAUGAGGCUACAUACAGAAUAAAUGAUGCCACCAAUAAUGGAGAGCUGAUAGUAGCGACCAUGCGAUUCCAUUCAAGCGAUAAUGCAUCUUUGUGGGAAAUAAUGAAGGAUAUUGGAAGUAACCAACCCAGAGAAAUGUCAUUGGCCUUUCAGGUAAAUUGGAAUGAUGAAUUCGGUGGUCUCAACAUCAUAAUAAACGCAAAAUGGAUUGGACCCAUGGAAGAAGCCCUCAUUGCAUUUUCCUCCUUUUUAUCCCUCAACCCCAUUGAAAAAAUCAUAACUCAAAUCCCCUGGACCAGCAUUUACGGCUCAUCUGUUCCCGGCAGCGGGAGUUUUAGUUGUGAUCGCGGCGCAGUAAGUAGUAAUUGGGCCGUAAAUCUUUACACCAUCUCUAUUCCAGCAUUCACUCAGACGCUUCAAAAAUUGGCACGCUUUUACUCCGAUUUUCCUUCAUCAAGAACGAGCGUUUGGUCAAUUGAAAAAUUCGCCAAUUCAGUAACUCUUUCGACACCAGACGAUGAAACGGCAUAUCCGUGGAGGAAUACCACAAUCUAUACUUUUUUCGCUUUGCAAAUAAAUGAUGAUUCGCAAGAUGAUGCUAUAAAUGCUUUUGGUGCUUCUUUCCAAGCGGAGAUGGCUGCGUCUAGUGGCUAUGAUGAUUUGAGGGUCUACAUCAAUUAUGGUCGGGAUGAAGGAGAAGAAGUUUGGUAUAGUGCGAAAAAAUUACCGAGACUGAAGGCAUUGAAAAGGAAGUAUGAUCCAAUGGAGUUGUUUAGUCACUACAAUCCUGUGAGGAUUUCUGAACACUCCCUCUCGGCAACACGUAAAUCUUUUCCACUCACACUUCAAAAAAUCCCCUCUCUCUUCAUCCACCCUCCGUUCACAAUCACCACUCUGAGAGAUAUUCCGAAAAAUGUACAACCUUCUCUAUUUCGUGCUCGGUUUUGUCCUUGGAUUCUGCCUGCGCUCGUACGCUACGUCAUCGCUCCCCAACUUCUCACCGUUCCAUUAUCAUCUCGUAACGAACAAUUGCUAGACCUCUUAUUCUUCCACGUUCUAAAUCCCGCCAUGGCCACCGAUGAGUUAAUCGACCACGUUCAAAGGAAACUAGAGGAGACAGAUGCUAAAUUGACCACAAAAUGUUUCACGUCAAUAGAACCUUACAUCACUUGGGAAGAAGAGUCUUACAAGGGUAGAAUUCCUGUACCUCUGGCUGAUCUGGAAUUGGAAUUGAAUGAAAUUCCCGAGAAAUAUCAAAAGACUACGAUGUAUUCGUCAAAACUUUCUACAAACGACUGGAGAUAA